Messenger RNA from Salvelinus sp. IW2-2015, 6937 nucleotides. The record is from RefSeq and is a predicted model, not a curated record. NCBI's taxonomy places the organism in Eukaryota, Metazoa, Chordata, Actinopteri, Salmoniformes, Salmonidae.
UGAACAAUCUCACCAGUGUUGGUUGUUGUUGUCUGCAUGGACUACACUUGAAAAUAAAUGAAACCAUUACAUUUUCUUUCCAAAUAACGGUCCUGUGAAUUACUUUAGACUACGUGCAAGCGUACUAACCAUUUUACUGCGUGUGGAUAAUGGCGUAGUGAAAGGAGAUCGCAUAGGGUGUUAUGGCUAACAUUAGCUUGCUAAGCUAAGCUUCGUUUAGGGUUCGAAGAUAUUAUCAAGCUGGCCUCAACCCGAGGCCAACUGGCCUUCCUAACUGAGUAAAAGUAGCGCAAGGAUGUCGGACUCAGACAGUGAUGAAGACCAAGACCGCCCCUUCUCUCUCACUGGCUUCCUCUUCGGGAACAUCAAUGAAGAUGGUCAGCUGGAAGGAGACAGUGUGCUGGACACUGAAUCCAAAAAGCACCUGGCUGGCCUGGGCUCCCUGGGACUGGGCAACCUCAUCACAGAGAUCACUGCUAGUGAGGAGGACGAUCUGGACGAGGAUGGAGACACAGGUGGCACAGACUCAGAGGGCUGGGUGAAGAACGAUGCCGAUGCAGUUGAUUAUUCUGACAUCAACGAGGUGGCUGAAGAUGAGACUAAGAAGUAUCGUCAGGCCAUGGGCAGCCUGCAGCCUACGAGGAGAACAGAUGAUGAGGAUGACUAUGAUGCGGAUUGUGAGGAUAUUGAUGCCAAGCUUAUGCCUCCUCCACCUCCUCCAUGUUUCUCCACGCCUGGUGGCAAGAAAGACGACUCCUCUCCCACGGCUGCAAGUGUUGGGGAUGAAGGAGAUGGGAUCAUCCUGCCCUCCAUCAUCGCUCCUUCCUCUCUGRUAGACAAAGUGGACUUCAGCAGUUCCUCAGACUCUGAAUCGGAGACAGACCGGCCCUCUGCAGGCCCUGGGUCAGGGGGUUCUCCAGCCUGCCUCAGCUUGCCCCUGGCUGGCAUCAUGCAGAAGGAUGCUGCCAAAGCCCUGCCUGGCGUCACACAGCUCUUCCCAGAGUUCAGGCCUGGAAGGGUGCUGCGGUUCCUUCGACUGUUUGGCCCUGGGAAGAACAUGCCGUCGGUGUGGCGGAGCGCACGAAGAAAGAGGAAGAGGAAGCACCGCGACCCYCAGCCAGGGACACCCCCACCAGAGGGCGCUGAGCCCAUGGAGCAGCAGGGACCAGAGAAGAAGUCUGGCUGGGACUAUGAAUACGCCCCACCUCCACCCCCAGAACAGUGCCUGUCUGACGACGAGAUCACCAUGAUGGCCCCAAUAGAGUCCAAGUUCUCCCAGACCUCUGGAGACGGGGACAAGGUGACAGAGUCCAGGCCCAAGGUGGCAGAGUGGCGCUACGGUCCGGCCCAGCUCUGGUACGACAUGAUGGGGGUCCCUGACGAUGGCAGUGGCUUCCACUACGGCUUCAAACUGAAGGAGGAGGAGGACGAUGAACAGGAGAAACGGGAGAGGCCAGAACCACCGCCACCUUUACAACAUCCCAAAGAGGAGGGCAGUGGUGACGAAAAGGACAAACAGGCCCUGGAGAAUGAGCUCUUCCUGAUGGUCACCCAGCUUCAGUGGGAGGACGACAUMAUUUGGAACGGAGAGGACGUGAAACACAAGGGCACUAAGACCCAGCGAGCCAGYCUGGCAGGGUGGCUGCCUUCCAGCAUGACCCGCAACGCCAAUGCCUACAACGCACAGCAGGGUAUUCAUGAUGUCUAUCUACACUCUACAGGUCUGAGUAGGAGUAACUCUCAGCUGGUGCCCCCCACUCCUCCACCCAUGCCCAAAGCCCCUUCCAUCGGCUCUGGCUCCAAGAGGGACAAACACCACCACGACCAUCAUGCCACUCAUGAAGAGGAUGCCCCCUGGUUCUCCAUCUUCCCUAUUGACAAUGAGGAGCUGGUGUACGGGCGCUGGGAGGACAACAUCAUCUGGGAUGACCAGGCCAUGGACCGCAUGCUCUCACCCCCUGUCCUCACCCUAGACCCCAACGAUGAGAACAUMAUUUUAGAAAUCCCAGAUGAGAAGGAGUCUGAGCGUAUGUCCCACUCUCCGUCUAAGGAGAACAAGAAGGAGUCAUCACUAAAGAAGAGUCGCAUCCUGUUGGGGAAGACUGGGGUCAUAAAAGAUGAGCCUCAACAGAACAUGUCCCAGCCUGAGGUGAAGGACCCAUGGAACCUGUCCAAUGAUGAGUUCUAUUAUCCUAAGCAGCAAGGCCUGAGGGGCACCUUCGGUGGCAACAUCAUUCAGCACUCCAUCCCUGCAGUGGAGCUGAGGCAGCCGUUCUUCCCUACUCACAUGGGACCUAUGAAGCUGCGUGGGUUCCACCGGCCCUCUCUGAAGAAGUACUCAUUCGGGACGUUGUCCCAGCCAGGUCCCCACGCAGCCCAGCCUCUACUCAAACAGAUCAAGAAGAAGGCCAAGAUGCGAGAACAAGAGCGCCAGGCUUCCGGUGGAGGUGACAUGUUCUUCAUGCGUACAGCUCAGGACCUGACAGGGAAAGACGGCGACCUGAUUCUGGCAGAGUACAGCGAGGAAUAUCCUCCACUCAUCAUGCAAGUCGGCAUGGCAACCAAGAUCAAGAACUACUACAAGAGAAAACCAGGGAAGGACCCUGGAGCUCCAGACUGUAAGUAYGGAGAGACCGUGUACUGCCACACCUCACCUUUCCUGGGCUCCCUGCACCCCGGACAGCUGCUGCCGGCUUUUGAGAACAACCUUUUCCGUGCCCCCAUCUACCUCCACAAGAUGCCAGAGACAGAUUUCCUGGUGCUGCGUACACGGCAGGGCUACUUCAUUAGAGAGCUGGUAGAUAUCUUUGUGGUCGGCCAGCAGUGUCCCCUCUAUGAGGUCCCUGGACCCAACUCCAAACGAGCCAACACCCAUAUCAGAGACUUCUUGCAGGUGUUUAUCUAUCGGUUGUUCUGGAAGAGUAAAGAUCGUCCAAGGAGAAUCCUGGAGGACAUAAAGAAAGCUUUCCCCUCACAUUCAGAAAGCAGCAUCCGCAAACUAAAACUCUGUGCUGACUUAAGCAGUACAGGGAUGGACUCUAACUGGUGGGAAUGCUGGAAGCCUGACUUCAGGCUGCCUACUGAGGAGGAGAUCAGGGCCAUGGUGUCUCCAGAGCAGUGCUGUGCCUACUACAGCAUGCUGGUGGCAGAGCAAAGACUGAAGGAUGCUGGAUAUGGUGAAAAGUCCUUCUUUGCCCCAGAGGAAGAGAACGAGGAAGACUUCCAGAUGAAGAUUGAUGAUGAGGUCCGCACAGCCCCUUGGAACACGACGCGAGCCUUCAUCGCUGCCAUGAAGGGGAAGUGUCUGCUGGAGGUCAUGGGGGUGGCCGACCCCACAGGCUGUGGAGAGGGAUUCUCUUACGUCAAAGUGCCCAACAAGCCCACUCAACAAAAGGCCCAAGACGACCGGGAACCACAACCCGCUAAGAAAACUGUGACAGGGACAGACGCUGAUCUGAGAAGACUGUCWCUCAAAAACGCCAAGCAGCUGCUGCGCAAGUUCGGUGUUCCAGAGGAGGAGAUAAAGAAGCUGUCUCGUUGGGAGGUGAUUGACGUGGUGAGGACCAUGUCCACAGAGCAGGCCCGCUCUGGCGAGGGGCCCAUGAGCAAGUUUGCMCGCGGGUCCCGCUUCUCUGUAGCCGAACACCAGGAACGCUACAAGGAGGAGUGCCAGAGGAUCUUUGACCUGCAGAACAAAGUAUUGGAUUCCACAGAGGUCCUGUCCACAGACACAGACAGCAGCUCAGCGGAGGACAGUGACUUUGAGGAGAUGGGGAAGAACAUUGAGAACAUGCUGCAGAACAAGAAGACCAGCUCCCAGCUGUCCAGAGAGAAGGAGGAGCAGGAGAGGAAGGAGCUGCAGAGGAUGCUGAUGGGAGAGGAGAGCGACCGCGACCACAAGGGACGCAAGGGCUUCUCCAGUGCUUUGUCCACGGGCUCCCAUAAAGAUGACGACACGUCCUCGGUCACCAGCCUGAACUCGUCCGCCACGGGACGGCGCCUCAAAAUCUACCGCACCUUCAGGGACGAAGACGGCAAGGAGUAUGUUCGCUGUGAGACGGUCCGCAAACCCUCCGUCAUAGACGCCUACACCAGGAUCAGAACCACCAAGGAUGAUGAGUUCAUAAGAAAGUUUGCUGUGUUUGACGAGCAACACAGAGAGGAGAUGAGGAAGGAGCGGAGGAGGAUCCAGGAACAGCUGAGGAGGCUGAAGAGGAACCAGGAGAAGGACCGGUUCAAGGGCCCCCCGGAGAAGAAGGCCAAGAAGGUCAAGGAGARGCCAGACCUCAAGCUGAAGUGCGGAGCUUGCGGUGCCAUCGGGCACAUGCGAACCAACAAGUUCUGCCCGCUGUACUACCAGACCAACGCCCCGCCCUCCAACCCGGUUGCCAUGACAGAGGAGCAGGAGGAGGAGCUGGAGAAGACUGUCAUCGACAACGAGGAACUCAUCAAGGUGGAGGGAACCAAGAUCGUCCUCGGCAAGCAGCUUAUCGAGAGUGCUGAUGAGGUGCGCAGGAAGUCUCUGGUGCUGAAGUUCCCCAAACAGCAUCUUCCCCCCAAGAAGAAGAGACGUGUGGGAACCACUGUACACUGUGACUACCUCAAUAGGCCCCACAAAUCCAUCCACCGCCGACGCACUGACCCCAUGGUCACUCUGUCCUCAGUCCUGGAGAGCGUCAUCAACGACAUGCGGGAUCACCCUAAUACAUACCCCUUCCACACGCCGGUCAAUGCCAAGGUGGUGAAGGACUACUAUAAGGUCAUCCCUCGUCCCAUGGAUCUGCAGACGCUACGGGAGAAUGUGCGUAAGCGUGUGUACCCCUCCCGGGAGGAGUUCAGAGAGAACGUGGAGCUCAUUAUCAAGAACAGCGCCACAUACAAUGGUGCCAAACAUCCAAUAACCCAGGUGGCGCAGACAAUGCUGGACCUUUGUGAUGAGAAACUGAAAGAGAAGGAAGACAGGCUGGUGAGACUGGAGAAAGCUAUCAACCCCCUGCUGGACGAUGACGACCAGGUAGCCUUCUCCUUCAUCCUGGACAACAUCGUCACUCAGAAGAUGAUGGCCGUGCCUGACUCUUGGCCGUUCCACCAUCCAGUCAACAAGAAGUUUGUUCCAGAUUACUACAAAGUGAUAGUCCAACCCAUGGACCUGGAGAAUGUCCGCAAGAACAUAUCCAAACACAAGUACCAGAACCGGGAUGUGUUCCUGUUUGACGUCAGCCUGGUCCACACCAACAGUGUCAAGUACAACGGUCCAGACAGUCCUUACACCAAGACGGCCCUGGAGAUAGUCAACGUGUGCAAGCAGACCCUGGCAGAGUAUGAUGAGCACCUGACCCAGCUGGAGAAGGACAUCUCCACAGCUAAAGAGGCAGCUCUGGAUGCAGCAGACCUGGAUAGCCUGGACCCCAUGACUCCUGGAACCUACACAUCACAGCCUGCCGAUGUGUUUGACAGCAGUGCCUCUGUGAGCCUGCACAGAGAGACCAGACUCUUCUCUGAGGUUAAGGCAUCUCUUAUGACUGUUCCAGAGAAGAGGGGGUUAGGGAAGGGUCGUCAUAGAAGACUAGGAGAGGAGGAGUCGGACGUGGACAUCGAGGGCUUCGAGGAGGAGGAGUAUGAYUGCAAGCCCAAGACACCAGCUCCUGCUGAGGAUGGUGAGGGAGACCUGGAGGAUGAGGAUGAUGAAGAGGAGAUGCUGUUGCCGCCGCCCCGCAGACGACUGCAGGGCCACAAUGAUGAUGAUUUUGAAGAGGAUGAAGGCACCAGUCGGCCAGCCCAUGCCAGCGUGCUGUACCAGGACCUGCUCAUGUCAGACGGAGAGGAUGACGCCAGCGAAGAGGAGGGAGAUAACCCGUUCUCCUCGAUCCACCUGUCAGAGAGUGGCAGUGACUCAGACAGAGAGGUGGAGGUGCGUCCCCCGCCCCCUCCCAGACCUCACCAAGAGACGGCCCGCAUGGGCCUGGAGCAGGACGACAGCAUGAUGUCAUACGGGGAAGAUGUGCCGGAUGAGACCCACCUGGAGGACAGUAAUGUCAGUUAUGGGAGCUAUGAGGAGCCGGAGGGUCAGACCCAGACCCAGACCUCCAGCAUGGGCAAUGGAGAGGGCUACGGCAUGAGUGAGGAAGAGGAGGAAGAUGAGGAGGCAGCUCGGAGGAGAGGUCCCAGUGUGCUUUCCCAGGUGCAGCUGAGUGAGGAUGAGGAGGACAGCGAAGAGUUCAGGUCCAUCGGGGGAGAAAGUGACUUGGACUCAGACAACUAGAGAAGUGUUCCACCACACACACACACACACACACACACACACACACACACACACACACACACACACACUUAAAGACGCAAUUGUGCUCUACAAUCAUUAUAACAGACAGAUCCACAUCCAUACACGUGAGUUCAGGCUCACUAAAUGAAUACACCUUAAACUUGCAGGCUGAAUUACAUGCACGUACUGUCAUCAUAACUUUAUCUCAUGUCAGUCAAUCCCCCAAUGAUAGUUAAGACUGUUUGCUGUCCAGUCAUUACCACACCUAUGAAGUCUCUAUGAUAAACUCCUGUGAGAUCAAUAUUGUGGCAGGAUUAAAUUGGAGUUGAUGCUUUAAAUCAAUGUUUUUUACUGGUUAUGCUCUUUUCAGUGUACCGACACAUGUAUAUAUUUUUUUACAAUUGAAUAACAUUUUAUUUUAUGGUUGUGCAGAACUUUGGCCAAAAUGAAGAUAUUUCAAUAGUCAGCUUUGACAAUUGUUUGUUUUCAGUGCCAGGUCUCAUCUCAACCUUUUGUCUUGAGACACUGGGUUGAGUGAUGGAAAAAUACUGUUAUUCCCCAUUAACUAUUAUGAUUGCAGCCUGGAUUGUCAGGCAUUUGAGAUGUUUCCAGCACUGUUACUAGGAAACUCAAACUUCCAAGGAGAUCCUAAAUAAAAACCAGAGAUAAGACCAU